UUAUAAUAGUAUGUUAUUUCUAAUGUAAGGUUGGAAAAUUGUGAUUUUUUUAUUAAAUAUAAAAAGUAUAUAAUUUGAGUUCAAAAAAAGAAAAGCAAUCUCUACUGGGCAACAUGCGGAACUGCUCAUGAGCAUCCUGUAGGAAUCGUCCAAUCAGAGCCCGUGUAGUGAGUCACGUGAGCAGACUGAGGGGGGCGGGAGCGGACCAGCAACACCAACAUGGCGGCGUCUCCUUUCAGUUUCUCAGCGGACAGGUUCUGGACAGAGGAGAAAGAGAAGACUCUGAUCGGCUUCUUCUCCAAGCACAGCUGCCUGUGGAACCACCGCUCAGAGAGCUACAAGAGCCGGAAGCUGCGCUGGAGAACCCUGGAGCAGCUGCGGGUCAUCCUGUCCACGCUGCCUCCACCCAACCCCUUCACAGUGGAAGACAUUAAGAACAAGUUCAAGAACCUCCGCACCACCUUCCGGCGCCAGUACAAACUGGUGCGGGCGAGCCAGGUGUGCCGGCUGGAGCACGUGUUCGAGCCCCAGUGGAAGCACUACGACCAGCUGAUGUUCCUGCAGGGCUGCUGGGAGACGGACGCCCGCUGGGAGACGGACCCCCACGUGGAGGAGCAGCCGCUGCGGACUCUCCCCAAGGAGGAGGCCCAGUCGGUCGGUUCCUCCCCGGGACUGACCAUCUCCUCCCUCCCCAACGCGCCCACCUCCUUCCCCUCCACCUCCUCCAACAUGCAGCUCAAAUGUUACUGGACCGAAGAGACGGAGCGAGCACUGAUCACCUUCUACUGCGAACACAGUUGUCUGUGGAACAAGAAGUCUGAAAACCACAACAACCGACAGCUCCGGCUCAGGCUGCUGGAGACUCUGAGAGCGCAGCUGUCCGACCGGUCGGUGUCUUUCGCAGUUGAAGACAUAAAAAACAAGUUCAAGAACCUCCGGACGGUUUUUAACCGGGAGUUCAAGGCGGUCCGCGCCAGCCGGGCUUCCGACAAACUCUUCGUGUCCAAGUGGAAGCACUACCAGCAGCUGCUCUUCCUCUGCGAGUCCUGCGACGAAGACGACGGCACGGACGACCUGCAGGACGACAAGGAGGCGGAGCCGGGGAACCGAACCCCCUCCUCCACGCUGAGCAGCUUCUCCUCCAGCUCCACCCACACCAACAGCAUCACGGUCGGUAACGCCUCGGCUCCCACCAGCUCCGCUCAGAGCAGCGCCGGACACCAAAUCCUCCUCCUGGCGUCUCCAGACAACCUCAAGCUAUCAAACCAAACAGCUGCACUUCCAACCUCGCCAUCUGCUUCACCGACCGACGCCAAACCCUGCGCCAGCACCCCCCCUCUGAGUGUCUGUGUGUCCGUGCCUGUGGAGUCAGACGGCAGACCCGACCCCCGCUGCCACUGGAGCGAGGCCAAGGUUCAGCAGCUCAUCUCGUUUUACUCCGAGCGCAGCUGUCUGUGGAACCACAGGUCUGAGAGCUACAGGAACCGUCUGCUGAGGCAGAGCCUGCUGGAGACGCUGAGCGGCCUCAUGUCCCACGACGAGUCCGUCCCCUUCACAGUGGACGACAUCAAGGCAAAGUUCAGGAACCUGCGAACCAUCUUCCAGCGAGAACACCGAGCGGUGAGUUCCAACAGGACGUGUGGUUCUGAGGACUUCUACGUUCCCAAGUGGAAACAUUACCGGGAUCUGAUGUUCCUCUGUGACUCCUGCGACGAGGACGAGGGACCUGAAGACGUCCACGUCCCCAAACCGCAGGAGUCCGGCCCCCUCCACCUGGACAAGCACGCCACGCCCCCCACCCUACCCUACCACGCUGCCAGUCAAACCGCUGCCAAGCUGAACGUCAUGCCGCAAGGCUUCGAAGCCCCGCCCUCACCAACACCCCCAGACUCCCGGCACUCCUCCCCCUCUUCCACCCCGCCGCCCUCGACAUCCUCCUCUCACACCAGCAGCCGGGGGUCACGGCGCAAACGAGCGGCGCCCACCACCGGCAUCAUGCUGGAUCUCAUGAGGACGUUCUCUCAGAGUCAAGCGGUGUCGCCACACGCCGGCUUCCUGAAGUACGUGGAGGAGUGUCUGAAUGAGACGCCGCCGGACAAAGUGAAGAAACUGAAGAAGAAGAUAAUCGAGACGAUCCACGGGGCGUCAGAGGAGGUGUAGGUCGUGAUCCUUUUGAGGUGGACAUGUCUGUCUUUUUGUGGCGAAGACACUUGUAAUAUAAAAUCUUAUCUGCAUCUUCCAGCGUCACAUGGUGCAAAGACCUCGUGACGCUGGUGGUGUGUUCAGAUCAGAGCCGGUCGGACUGAUGGAUCAAAGUUAGCAACAGCAGGUCCAACUUUGAAAAGACAGCAACGAUACGCCCCCCCCCCCAUUGAGACAAGUUUAUUUAUUAUGAAUUCUACAAAUAAGAUCAAAAAACAUUAAUUUAGCUAUGCGCUAACAUGCUAACAGUAAGGUUAGCGUACCAUUACUAAUUUGUACAAGUGUCACUUUUCAUUUCAUUAUGAAUAAUUAAAAUGUUGUAUUUAAAGUGUGACCCACCAGCUGAUUAACUUGCUAAAGCUAGCACCUUAACGCUAACAGCAACAUGUUAGCAUCGUUGGAGACAUUCUGUUAUGAGCCAAAGUUUCGGUAGAGAGUCACGUGUUGUUCUGGUUCACGAUGUGUGGACCACCAACUGAAAGUGUCGUGAGGAACUUGAUCCACUUUUUCUCAACCUGAGGAAAAAAAAAGUUUCAUUCACAGCCUUGAUGCCACAGAAAAACGUUUUUUAAGACUUGAUUUUGGAAACUGGGGAGUAUUUACGAUACAGAUAUAUGCUUUAUAUCAAAAAUAAUUUCCCACUGACUCCUAAGGUGUAAUCAAACCAUGAUGACUAAGAAUUGUAUUGAGGUUUGAUAUACAGUUUUACUACAAAGGUUAUUUUACAAAACUACAACUAUUUACAAAAGGAAACACGAAUACAACCAAAUAUAUAGAACCGGCCAAGUGACAUAUCGGUCGGGCUCUAUAAAGUAUAUUUGUACAAACGUAUUUGACGUGUAACGUUCAUCUGUAGUUUUUUUAUUGAGCAUUUAUAUAGAAAAAUCUUCGUUGUUACCAAAGCGUAUUUCUACGAUAAAAGCACUGUAACCUUAAGAUAUUGUUUCAUGAGUCAGAAGAUGUUUACAUUAAUAUUUUCUUGAUAAUCGACUUGUGGAGUUUUUAUUCUAGUGGCGAUCUUAUCAGCUGCUGCAGAGCUGUGAACAUUUUUAAUUGUAUACAUAAACAUAAAACUUUGAAACAUGUUUUUUGAAUUGCACCUUUCUCUUCUUUCUGUGCUGUUUGCACAUGCGUGUUUAAUGACCGUGCCUUAUCAGAUUCGCAGUUACUGUCUUGACAGUAAAUGAGUGGAUGUCAAUCAUGACAUUUAUGUAUUUACAUGUAUAAUAAAAUAAAUCGUACAUGCUGAAAA
Messenger RNA from Platichthys flesus (European flounder), 3454 nucleotides. RefSeq lists its product as uncharacterized. The coding region runs from base 220 to 2160 and encodes 646 amino acids. Lineage: Eukaryota; Metazoa; Chordata; Actinopteri; Pleuronectiformes; Pleuronectidae. The transcript has 7 exons. The record is from RefSeq and is a predicted model, not a curated record.